AUGACCUUGGGGCUAUCUGGUACUACUACUACUACUACUACUACUACUACUACUACUACUACUACUACUACUACUACUACUACUACUACUACUACUACUACUACUACUACUACUACUACUACUACUACUACUACUACUACUACUACUACUACUACUACUACUACUACUACUACUACUACUACUACUACUACUACUACUACUACUACUACUACUACUACUACUACUACUACUACUACUACUACUACUACUACUACUACUACUACUACUACUACUACUACUACUACUACUACUACUACUACUACUUAUAUUAAUACUAAUAAUCACAGUAUAUAUAUAUCACAAUUCAUGUUAUAA
Schistosoma intercalatum is the source of this 354-nucleotide messenger RNA. NCBI's taxonomy places the organism in Eukaryota, Metazoa, Platyhelminthes, Trematoda, Strigeidida, Schistosomatidae. The record is from the annotation of a GenBank genome assembly.